UGGGGCCAGCGGUGCCAAGCGCAGCUGGACGAGCGCGGCAGCUGGGCGAGUGACAGCCGCCGCGGCCGCCCGAGCCGCGCAGGGGAAGCGCCCGCCCGCCGGCUCUCCGGGACCCCGCGCCGCCGCCGCCUCCCGGGCCCUCAGCCCCGGGGCCGCCGCCUCCCGGGCGCCCGCGCCGCUCCCCGCGCGCAAGAUGGCUGACCCGGCUGCGGGGCCGCCGGCGAGCGAGGGUGAGGAGAGCACGGUGCGCUUCGCCCGCAAGGGCGCCCUCCGACAGAAGAACGUGCACGAGGUGAAGAACCACAAAUUCACCGCCCGCUUCUUCAAGCAGCCCACCUUCUGCAGCCACUGCACCGACUUCAUCUGGGGUUUCGGGAAACAAGGAUUCCAGUGCCAAGUCUGCUGUUUUGUUGUGCACAAGCGGUGCCAUGAAUUUGUCACUUUCUCCUGCCCGGGAGCGGACAAGGGCCCGGCUUCUGAUGACCCCCGGAGCAAACACAAGUUCAAGAUCCACACCUACUCCAGCCCCACGUUCUGCGACCACUGCGGGUCUCUGCUGUACGGUCUUCUCCACCAGGGCAUGAAAUGUGACACCUGCAUGAUGAACGUGCACAAGCGCUGCGUCAUGAACGUGCCCAGCCUGUGCGGCACCGACCACACCGAGCGCCGGGGCCGCAUCUACAUCCAGGCGCACAUCGAGCGGGAGGUGCUCAUCGUGGUCGUAAGAGAUGCGAAAAACCUUGUACCCAUGGACCCCAAUGGCCUGUCAGAUCCUUACGUCAAACUGAAACUGAUCCCUGACCCCAAGAGUGAGAGCAAACAGAAAACCAAAACCAUCAAGUGCUCCCUCAACCCUGAAUGGAACGAGACCUUUCGAUUCCAGCUGAAGGAGUCGGACAAAGACAGGCGCCUGUCUGUGGAGAUCUGGGAUUGGGACUUGACCAGCCGGAAUGACUUCAUGGGGUCGCUGUCGUUUGGGAUUUCUGAACUGCAGAAAGCCAGUGUGGACGGCUGGUUCAAGUUGCUGAGCCAGGAGGAGGGCGAGUACUUCAAUGUGCCAGUCCCCCCAGAAGGCAGUGAGGGCAAUGAGGAGCUGCGGCAGAAGUUCGAGAGGGCCAAGAUCGCUCAGGGCACCAAGGCGCCCGAGGAGAAGACGACCAACACUGUAUCCAAGUGCGACAACAAUGGCAACAGGGACCGCAUGAAACUGACCGACUUCAACUUCCUGAUGGUGCUGGGCAAAGGCAGCUUCGGCAAGGUGAUGCUGUCUGAGCGGAAAGGCACAGACGAACUGUACGCGGUGAAGAUCCUGAAGAAGGACGUGGUGAUCCAGGAUGAUGACGUGGAGUGCACCAUGGUAGAGAAGCGGGUGCUGGCCCUGCCUGGGAAGCCGCCCUUCCUUACCCAGCUCCACUCCUGCUUCCAAACCAUGGACCGCCUGUACUUUGUCAUGGAGUAUGUCAACGGGGGCGACCUCAUGUACCACAUCCAGCAAGUCGGCCGGUUUAAGGAGCCUCACGCCGUAUUUUAUGCGGCAGAGAUCGCCAUCGGUCUGUUCUUCCUACAGAGCAAGGGUAUCAUUUAUCGUGACCUCAAACUCGACAAUGUGAUGCUGGAUUCCGAGGGUCACAUCAAGAUCGCUGAUUUCGGCAUGUGCAAGGAGAACAUCUGGGAUGGGGCGACAACCAAGACCUUCUGUGGUACCCCAGACUACAUCGCCCCCGAGAUCAUUGCUUAUCAGCCGUAUGGCAAGUCCGUGGACUGGUGGGCUUUCGGCGUGCUGUUGUAUGAGAUGCUGGCUGGACAGGCGCCCUUCGAAGGGGAGGAUGAGGACGAGCUGUUCCAGUCCAUCAUGGAGCACAACGUGGCUUACCCCAAGUCCAUGUCCAAGGAGGCUGUGGCCAUCUGCAAGGGGCUAAUGACCAAACACCCAGGCAAGCGUCUGGGCUGUGGGCCCGAGGGUGAGCGCGACAUCAAGGAACACGCCUUCUUCCGCUACAUUGACUGGGAGAAGCUGGAACGCAAGGAGAUCCAGCCCCCUUACAAGCCCAAAGCCUGUGGGCGAAAUGCUGAAAACUUCGACCGAUUUUUCACCCGCCAUCCACCCGUCCUCACACCUCCCGACCAGGAAGUCAUCAGGAAUAUUGACCAGUCAGAAUUCGAAGGAUUUUCCUUUGUUAACAAUGAAUUUUUAAAACCCGAAGCCAAGAGCUAAGUAGCUGGCGUAGACCUCCGUCCUUCAUCCCCGUCAUCCAAGCUCCACGGCGGUGACAUCUUUUUUUAAUUUUUAUUUUGUUCUUUCAUUGCCAAGUUGCGUCCAUGUUUUCUUUGCUGAUGAGGCGAAAGUGACCAUGUUUCAGGGCCCAAAUGUCCUCAGGUGGUUUGGUGGCUCUCUGAGAGCUGGGAUUAUGCAGAUGGCUCAUGGGAAAACAGAAUAACAUGGCCGCAUAAUCCACCCAUGAUCCUCUUCCAAUUUGUUCUCCCCAGCAUGUCAGCUUAGUGGGCCCAGUGGGGACAGAAAAAUACCUGCUUCCUUCCCCUUUUUUAAUGUUUUGUUUUUGUUUUUCCUCCUGCCCUGUCAUAUUCACACCCUCCGCCCGCUCCCACCAUUCCAGAUGCAGAUUCUCCUAGCAAAGGAAUAGAGCCUCAGGUGCUAGGAGUGUUCCUCCACUUCCAGUCCCCAGCUUGGCCUCCACCCAAGUGUCUGGCUGCUUUGGCUUAGAGGGAAUUCCUCCGUCUUUAUCCUGCCUGCUUCUGGAAGCACCCUGGGCUUUGAAAAGAACCAAGCUAAAAAUAAAAUCCUUAUUUGUUCUUCUUUCAAAUGCAAAGUUAAGAAGAUUAUUGGAGCCCUUUAAAAAUUCCCAGCCUGUGCUGUGGGUAGGGGGGUGCAGGCAAGGAUGAGCAGGUGUCAAAAGACAGACAGCUUAGGGGGGCCCUUAUGCUCUCAGUCUCUGGCCCUUUAUGUCCCUUCUCACCUUCCUCCCCAAACUCCACAGCGAGGACAUUUGGUUCCACUCUCUGAAAAGACAUGGUCACUCUAGCAAAGGGUCCCCUGAGGACUGUGGUUUUUACAUUACAUUUCAAACUUGAUUUGCUUUGGGGGUUUUAUUUCUGUUAUUGUUUCAAAUGCAAAAGAGAAACAAAAGAAAAAAAAAAACACCUCACUUUUGUUACACCUGCUUUGAAAUCUGUGUCCAAAUGUUAUUAACCACAGUGACCUUCUUUGAUUUCCCAAGAAGAUGGUUCUGGAGCCUGGGAGACCCAGGCUGUGAGCCAAUGGGGCUUGUCUGGGUUUGUUUGCUGGUUUGGGAAAGUUAAUUCUGUGUUUCCAGAAAGAUCCCAGUGCUUCAAACA
Erinaceus europaeus (western European hedgehog) is the source of this 3354-nucleotide messenger RNA. It is a transcript of the gene PRKCB, whose product is annotated as protein kinase C beta. Bases 194 to 2215 code for a protein of 673 amino acids. Gene Ontology annotation, molecular function: ATP binding; diacylglycerol-dependent serine/threonine kinase activity; zinc ion binding. NCBI's taxonomy places the organism in Eukaryota, Metazoa, Chordata, Mammalia, Eulipotyphla, Erinaceidae. Gene Ontology annotation, biological process: protein phosphorylation. The record is from RefSeq and is a predicted model, not a curated record. The transcript has 17 exons.